Molecule: messenger RNA, 898 nt
Organism: Striga asiatica
Lineage: Eukaryota; Viridiplantae; Streptophyta; Magnoliopsida; Lamiales; Orobanchaceae
Source: the annotation of a GenBank genome assembly
AUUCCUAUAUACACCCCUACCAACUAACAAGCUUUCCCCCUUUGCUCAGCAGCCCUAAUUUCUGCCGCGACACAAUAACACAGUUCAGAGCUCUCUCUUUUCGUGUUUGACUGCAUAUAAUCACGUAUUUGCAGACUAAAGGCGCAGAACAAUGAGUAGGAGCUUAGGAAUUCCGGUGAAGCUUCUUCACGAGGCGUCGGGGCACGUGGUGACGGUGGAGCUGAAGAGCGGCGAGCUGUAUCGUGGGAGCAUGAUUGAGUGCGAGGAUAACUGGAAUUGCCAGCUCGAAAACAUCACCUUCACUGCUAAGGACGGGAAGGUCUCACAACUCGAGCAUGUUUUCAUAAGAGGCAGCAAAGUGAGGUUCAUGGUUAUUCCUGAUAUGCUUAAGAAUGCUCCAAUGUUCAAGCGCUUGGAAGCUAGGAUUAAGGGCAAGGGUUCUUCAAUUGGAGUUGGACGUGGGCGUGCUGUUGCCAUGCGAGCUAGAGCUCAAGCGGCUGGCCGUGGAGCUCCACCAGCUGGCGGCAGAGGUGCAGUGCCACCUGUUCGGCGGUGAAUGAUUUUCUCGAGUGGUGUGGGAUAUUGAUUUUCUGUGUCUUCUCUGAGUUUUGAGAUACCUUGAAGUGAAUUUCUCUCCGUCUGUAACUGGAACUUCUUAGUAUUAUCAUCUUUAUUAUGUCAGAGGAUUGAAUUUACCAAUUGGUGGUGUCUUUGUUUCUGUGGGAUUUGAAAGCAUUUUGUGUUGUAUCUUAAAUUACAUUGCCAGGCCGUGCACUUUUAGUGCCUUUUUUUUAGGCAUUUGGGAGGGCGAUAAUUGGUUUGACUGCAAAUGAAACAAUACAAAAACAAAGUUUUAAAGAGUUAUAUAUUAGUGGAAACAGCGGAAAAAACGAAAAAA